AUGCCAUCCCUCGGCAAUUUCUGGCGCCACGACAACAACAACAACAACAACAACAACCAAGCCUCCAAAAAGAAGCGCACCAAGAAACCGCAACCUCCCCGACCCCCACCCAAAAUAAUCCACACACGCGAGACUUUACACCCCGUAUUCCACGCACCAGGCGUCUACGUUUCACCCCAGCAUCACUUUUCUACGCACGUAUACCUAAUUUUCCAUCUCUACAACCGGAAUACAUCUGGAAAAUUCGUUGCUACUGUAUCUUUUCGCACUAUGUAUAAUGAUUUUAAGGGGAUGAAGACGCUUGAUAUAUCGCCGUGUAGCGAGGAAGCUGAUGCGCAGUUUGAUAUUAAUGGAGGGGAGCCGAAUGCUGUGUUGGGAGGAAAGAAUAUGUUGAUGGUGAAGAUUGGAUGGGUGCAGAGGAAUGAGAAGAGGGAGGAGAUUUAUGCGCGGGUGGCGGAGUGUUUGCCAUUCCCCGUGAGGGCCGAUACGAUGGAUAGUGAAGAGUGGGAGGAGGUGAGGGCGAAGGGCAUGAAUCCGCGGUGUGAGUGGGUGGUGAAGGCGAUUGGGGUGUUGAGGAAAGCAGAAAAUUGGGAGAGUUUGCCGGUGUCGCAGUUUAGAGAGAGGCAUGAUGAGGUGAAGAAAUUGGCAAGAAAUGGGGAUUCUGAUGAUGAGAAGCGGAAGUGGAAAAGAAGGGUUGAUAGGGCAACAAGACAUUUUGAAGAUUCAGGUGACGCGCGUGAGUACAGGGAGAAGCUUAAAGAGCUUGGAUCUGAGCCUGAGUCUUCGUCAGAAGCUAUACAAGCUCGGUAUCUGGAUAAGCUUAUGAAUGAUGUUGGAGCAGCCUUGUAUUCUAAAGACGAAGAAGAGCCCAAAAAGAUCUCAUAUAGGAACAGACGAAGAAACGAAUGA
Molecule: messenger RNA, 909 nt
Organism: Sclerotinia borealis F-4128
Lineage: Eukaryota; Fungi; Ascomycota; Leotiomycetes; Helotiales; Sclerotiniaceae
Source: the annotation of a GenBank genome assembly